AGUAUCUCCUCCUCUUUGCUCCGGCAUCAAGACUGGUGUGUGUCGACCUUGUUUCAGGGCGACGAGCUUACCCGAAAAAAGAAGAAAAAAAAAAAGAAAACAAUUUGCAGGGUUUACAUUUGCCCGGUCCGGCACGCAUCUAUCUUCUUCUCGCCUCCCCCUUCUUCUUCUUUUUCCGGGAUAACCUUAAAGCAUAGAUUUUUUUUUUUUUUUUCACCGUCAAAAUGUGUCAGGGUGAAAUGGGUAGCUACCCUGCUUUCGUGAGCUAGGCGGACAAAUUCCUUCCAACCAGUUCGCCGCUUCAAUCACUGCGGGUUCACACAGCAUUUAGCCGAGGCGUUGUUUAAGCGAGCUAGCGGGUUUAGCAGCAAAGGGGGGGGGGACGCCGUUACGUGUAAAGUGUGCUAACGUCGGCUAAUGUAGUUACUUACGGACGCAUCGCUGCGGAUAGUGCAUUAAACGCGUAUCCCUCCUACUGUAAGCUUUAUUACUACUUACUACUUUUCACCAAGCUGACGUCGGAAGAGACUGCACAAGAUCAACUGGUCCUGGGGGGUGUUUUUCUUUUUUUGUUGGAUGUCGCGACACUGCAGUUUUGAACCCCUUUUUUUUUUUUUUUUGGUGGAUUGUGUGAAGAUUGAAUUGGACCAAAAGUGAGACCGUAAGAUAACAUUUUGGGGGACGCUUAAGUAACAGAUGGUUUAACUGUCUCAACAAAGUGUUAAGUGGCUAAUCUGUUGCAGUGAAUUUAACUGUGUUUAAAGGCAGCGCAACCCCCCGGAGAAGAAGGCCCCACCAGUCUCCUAGGCUUGCCUUCCCUUGUUUGAGUCUCCCGUGAUUUAGCCGAGAACUAACCCGGGUGAAGUCGCAGUUAUUCUCGGCUUGGGGGGACAACUUGACAGCGAGGCCCCAAAGCUAGUCUCCCCCUCCUCUCCCUUCCCCCCCCCCCAUCAUCACCCCUCGUCUUGUCCAUCAAUUCCGUCAAUCUAAAAGGCAGACCACCUCCUCCUCCGCCUGAAACCGAAGCCGGAGGGGGGGAAAAAAAAAAGACUUUUGAGCUGAACUAGUGGGGCAAAGCGUUGCACGACCGUGUCCUCGUCUGAAAACCGGGGGCUGAUAAAAAGGCAGAGGGGAUGACUCUGGAGUCCAUGAUGGCUUGCUGCCUGAGCGAAGAGGCGAAGGAGUCGAAACGAAUCAAUGCAGAAAUUGACAAACAACUCCGCCGAGACAAGAGGGACUCCCGAAGAGAGCUGAAACUACUACUCCUCGGUACGGGAGAAAGUGGCAAGAGCACAUUCAUCAAGCAGAUGAGGAUCAUUCACGGUGCGGGGUACUCAGACGAAGACAAGAGAGGCUUCAUUCGGCUUGUUUACCAAAACAUCUUCACCUCCAUGCAGUCCAUGAUCCGCGCCACUGAGACCCUCAAGAUCCCCUACAAAUUUGAGCAGAACCGGUCUAAUGCCAUGCUUGUGAAGGAGGUGGACAUCGAGAAGAUCAACGGCUUCGACCAGCACUACAUCGUAGCUGUCAAAUGCCUGUGGUCCGACCCCGGGAUCCAGGAGGCCUAUGACCGCCGCAGAGAGUACCAGCUCUCUGACUCCACUAAAUAUUAUCUUUCCGAUCUGGAUCGUAUUGCAGAUCCCAGCUAUCUUCCAACUCAGCAGGAUGUGCUCAGGGUGCGCAUCCCCACCACAGGAAUCAUAGAGUACCCGUUCGACUUGCAAAGCAUCAUUUUCAGAAUGGUUGAUGUUGGGGGUCAGAGGUCAGAGAGGAGAAAGUGGAUUCACUGCUUUGAGAACGUCACCUCCAUUAUGUUCCUCGUGGCGCUGAGCGAGUACGACCAGGUCCUGGUAGAGUCCGACAAUGAGAAUCGCAUGGAGGAGAGUAAAGCUCUCUUCAGGACAAUCAUCACCUACCCCUGGUUCCAAAACUCCUCCGUCAUCCUCUUCCUGAACAAGAAGGACCUGCUAGAGGAGAAGAUCUCCUACUCUCACCUGGUGGACUACUUCCCUGAGUUUGAUGGUCCCCAGAGAGAUGCACAAGCAGCGCGGGAGUUCAUCCUCAAGAUGUUUGUGGACUUAAACCCAGACAGCGACAAGAUCAUCUACUCCCACUUCACGUGUGCGACGGACACUGAGAACAUCCGCUUUGUGUUUGCAGCUGUCAAAGACACCAUCCUACAGCUCAACCUCAAGGAGUACAAUCUGGUGUGAGGCUUCUCGUAUGACACCCGUCUCCUGCCCAUUGCACAACUGUUCACCUCCUCCAGGAGUGUGCGCCCAAACUCCACACGCAUUACACAGCACAUCAUGCCGGCUCACACACACACACACAAACACACACACACACACACACACACAAUCACACCAACAGAGCCCUUCAUGCCCCCCUCCAGUACUAUACAUUCACAAAUCGUCCCACCUGUAAACUCCUCCCCCCGCUUUCACCAAAGCUCCUCCUUCCUCCUUCGCUCGGCAGCUUGUUGUGUCAGAAUCCUCCUCGCUCCCCCCCAAAGCAGCUCCGUGUCAGAUUUGGCUCCGGCUGAUGCUGGCUCUGGCACAUUUCAUCUGGCACACAAACCUUUCACACGGGCUGUAUGGUGACUUAAAGGGACUUUGUUGUAUUUGUGUGUGUGUGUGUGUGUGUGUGUGUGUGUGUUUUCGGAGCAGCAUUGACUAGCGAGGAGCUGUGUUUUGGUGACUAGCGGCAUCUAACCCCUUUGGCUCUCAGGAGUUGACCCUCAGCGGUGUGAGAUCAGAUCCUCGGUCGUGUCCUUGUUGAACUCAAGUCCAAGUGAAGGGGGGGGGGGGGGAGUGGAAUUGGUACCUCCUGAAACCAAUCACGGACCAGCGAGCAUCAUCAUGCUUGUAAGGACAGAGUGGCCCAUACAGGAAGCGAGGUCGACACUGGAUACAAGGGGGGGGUGGGGCUGAGGAUUCUGUCUCUACCUGGCAUCUAUGAAUGUACCCACCAGUGUGAGCAUCGCAAUCGCAAAAAAAAUAUAUAAAUAUAUAUUAUGAAGUAAAUGCAUAUGUAAACACACUUAAGAUAAAAAGCACGAGAUGGCAAGACAUAGCUAAUCGAAAUCUGUUAAUUGCUGAGAUUUUUAAAAUGUUUUUAACGAUAGAAAUUUGUUGCUACAUCUACUUCUAUUUAACAAAUAAUGGCUAAAAGGAACGGAGAUCAGAAGUGGUAAGAAAAUCUUUAAAAAAAAAAAAA
This is a messenger RNA of Labrus bergylta (ballan wrasse), 3219 nucleotides long. It is a transcript of the gene gna11b, whose product is annotated as guanine nucleotide binding protein (G protein), alpha 11b (Gq class). Gene Ontology annotation, biological process: action potential; phospholipase C-activating dopamine receptor signaling pathway; adenylate cyclase-modulating G protein-coupled receptor signaling pathway. Lineage: Eukaryota; Metazoa; Chordata; Actinopteri; Labriformes; Labridae. The record is from RefSeq and is a predicted model, not a curated record. Gene Ontology annotation, molecular function: guanyl nucleotide binding; GTPase activity; G-protein beta/gamma-subunit complex binding. Gene Ontology annotation, cellular component: heterotrimeric G-protein complex.